AUGGCACCCAUCCACAUUGGCUGCCCGCUCUACGAUUACCAGACGAUCGACAUCAUUGGACCGUGCGAUCUGCUCAAUUCUGCAAGUAAGAUGCUCCUGGAGGGUAUCAAUUACUACGCCCCCGUGGAUCCCAAACUUCUGGCAAAGGCACCCGAAUUCGUCUUCCACCAUAUCGGAGAGACCUUGAAGCCGGUGCACCUGCUUACGAGCUCUGUAACAGUGGUGCCUACAGUCACGGCGGACGACGUCCCCGAAUUGGAUAUCCUCAUCGUUGGCGGGGAUAUCCCUGCAAAAACCAAUCUUCCUCCUAGAUUGCAGGACCUCAUUCGCCGCCAUGCUGCUUCUGGAAAUUUAUUGUUCACUACCUGCACCGGGGCCGCAGUUGUUGCAGCCACUGGCGCUCUAGACGGCAGGAGGGCCACGGUCAACAACCUCGAGUACAAUUGGGUUAAAAACAAAUACCCGAACGUCAAGUGGACAAUGGAAAAGAAGUGGAUUGUCGACGGCAAUAUUUGGACUGGGAGUGGAGCUGUGGCGGGGAUGGAUAUGGUCGCCCACUGGAUCAAAGAGACUUAUGGGCUGGACCUUCUCAUUCAGGCAGCAUUGUCGCUUGACUAUGAACCGCGUGAUGCUGACGGAAUCUUCAAUGUUCUACCCCAGAGAUACGAUUCUACUGGAAACAAGCUUUCCACCCAUGUAUUUCCCAAUGAGAUUUGA
Penicillium manginii is the source of this 717-nucleotide messenger RNA. RefSeq names its product class I glutamine amidotransferase-like protein. The record is from RefSeq and is a predicted model, not a curated record. The transcript has a single exon. Lineage: Eukaryota; Fungi; Ascomycota; Eurotiomycetes; Eurotiales; Aspergillaceae. The coding region runs from base 1 to 717 and encodes 238 amino acids.